Patiria miniata (bat star) is the source of this 3066-nucleotide messenger RNA. RefSeq names its product protein KASH5-like. NCBI's taxonomy places the organism in Eukaryota, Metazoa, Echinodermata, Asteroidea, Valvatida, Asterinidae. The transcript is spliced from 5 exons. Bases 583 to 1926 code for a protein of 447 amino acids. The record is from RefSeq and is a predicted model, not a curated record.
AGUUGCAGUCUUUUCGAAUGUCUUUAACCAUAGUCGUCGAAACACAUUUACGCCCCCACCCCCGGGCUUAAAAUUAAAAAGUACCAAAAAAACACUGAGCGCCCCUGGACUUGGGUGUCCCCCUCUGUUUUCUUUCUCUUCGUCGAAAGUUUUGUCCUGACUGCAGAAUCUUAUAAUGCCGCAACUGAGCACCAUGCACUGAUAUAGCACUGUUCGCUAUCACUGCAACGAUAAGUUGGGUCGGCGAUAAAUUAAAGCAAAUAAUUAUCAUUGUCCCCCUCAGAAAAAGCCAGACAGUAUAUACAAUAAACCACGCACGUACAGGCGCAUUACCAAGCAACAGGCGAUGAUUGUGUGACUAUAUCAAUAAUAUUGUUGGGUCAACUACAAAAAACGAGAGGGCGGGCACUCGUCAGUAUAUAUCGUACAUGUAGUAGGCCUACUAUGAUUUGCUAUAGUAAACGCUGCAAAUUUAGAUUAUGUGCAGAUUACAUUAUAAUAUAUUCCUGGGAAUAUUAUUUAGACCUAUAGUCGUGAUGUAUGGCGGUUGCAUUCUAGCCAUAUGGCGAUCGGCAUUUUGAAAUGGCGACGGCAGGACGUAGUGUUAGUGUUGAUACUGACAAAGAUACAAAUCAUGUAAAUCAAAAUCCGAGGAGGGCGUCGCAAGAUGAUGAGGCAACGCGGAGUGAUGAAGGGCAAGAGACUAUUACUGACUCCUCUGUGGCUGUUAGUAGACCAAAACAGCAAACCGAAGACGUAAUUGUCAAGGAGGAUGGUCGUAAGAAUUCGGGCAAGAACGCUACAAAUACUAGUUCGACACUCUCUGAAGACUCCAAGAAUAUUGUGACGUAUGAUAACGUGUUGUUGAACUCCAACGCCAACCACAACAGCAAUACUGCCUCUAGCACAAAGCACACACGUCAGCCACCGUCUAGGCCGAGGGAGACCAAGGCUUCCCAACUACGUAUCCAGUCACAUUCUGUCACAGAGAUGAAUCCUUCUGACAAAUCGAAUGUCAAACGACAAAAUAGCUUGAAAAGUGAAAAGCCACCAAGCCCAGGAUCCUUGCCGGUCAAGCACGCGCUGCGCUCCCAGAGCACAAGCAGUGAGGACAGCUUUGAACGAGACAAGAUGGAAUCAGUUCUGCCACAAAAUCUAAAUAAGGGAAAAGCUGUAAGUCAUGAUUGUGUCUCGCCUUACGGACCGGCAACAGAGAAAUAUUUAACACCACUUCAGCAAAAAGAAAGGCACAACAAGGAUCUGAGCAUGCAAAUAUCCAAACUGGAGCGGACUUUAUUGAGUCAAGACGACAGGAUCAGGCAGUUUGAGGAGGAAAAACAGAGAGCGUUAGAAGACGUAGGAAAAGUCAAAGAUACAGAAAUGGGAAAACUACUCAUUGAAAUUAAGAAUCUACAGAUUCAUCUUGAAGAAAGCAAGAAUUCAAUAAGCGAAAUAUCAGGCUUACUGAGUGAUGAAAAGAAGAUGACUGCCUCGUUGAAGGAGCAGAUGACUACGAUGCAACGAGAACAGGAGGAAAGGGAAGCAGUUCAUCAAACACGAUACCUGGACAUGUAUCAGAAGGGGCGUGAAGCGCAGCUAAUCGACCAAGAGGAGGAUCUUAUCUGCAUGGCAAUCGCUACAGCUCCGGCAGGAGAUGGACAGAACCGCCAUCUUGUCAAGAAAUUGGAACGAACUGAGCAGGAGCUGGAAAAACUACGCCAAACAUUCCGCGAAGAUGUGUAUCAUAAGACGCCUCAGUUAGAUACGGAUUCAGCAGCACAGGUGGAGAUUUUGAAGAGUGCGGUGUACUACUAUCUUACUGACACACAGCCUGAGGUGAAUCUGAGCGUCAUGUUGUCCAUGCUGAACUACAGUGACGUCCAAAGGAAGAACAUCAAAAGUCACAUCAACAAAAAAUCAAAAUAAUUCGCAUAUGAUUAGGGCUUUAAGUAGGGCAGAUCAAAACUUAAACCUCUUGUACAAACAAAGCUUGUAUUGUAUUAACAAACUGUAUAUGUCCAAAUCCUUAAGUUUUAGACAAUCUAUUUGUGUGUGUUUUUUUAUAUAAUUUGCAGUAGAAAUUAAACCCAAAUGAUCUGCACAUUAAUGCGUAAUGUGGCAGAUUCUGAAAUUUACAAAUAUGUAUAUUAUCUUUUUCUCUAGCGGAAUUGAAGGCAAAAUGAAAUGAAUUUGAAGUUUUCCUAAAAUUCAACCCCCAAAUCGCUGCACAUUAACCCCCUUUCCAGCAGUGUUUAAGUUCACCUUAAUUAUUUCGCAUGAAAGAUUCGUAUCUCGUGCUCUUCCCCCCAAAAAAGGUUUUUAUUCUCCCAACUAAUUUUUAAAUUCUCUGUUUUCUUUUAACGAUUUGUUUUUUCGAUUUUGGGCAUUUGCAAACCUCUGAUAAAGGAGGCUUUCAUUGUGCGCACAAAUAACACCGCCCUGCGAGAGCCGAAUUAUUGCCUUGCCGCAAAUAAUUCGAAUUUUGUACAGAAAUAAUUAAAUAUCUUAACGUCGGUGGAUUUUGUCAUUCUAUGUCUCAUUAGAAAAGUGAAUAACUUUUAUAUUGCUGUAGGAAAAUAGAAAUUGAAAAAUAUAUAUACAUGUAUAUAUUCGGGGUGAAAGUCGAAAUAGCACGGAGAAUGCAUCUUUCAAUGUUUUUCUCUCUCUCCGUGUAUCGCUACGUGUACUGUUGUACAUGGAUAACACUUCAUGCAUUACAAGCCGUAACAUGUGUGCAACUUAAUUAGUUGGGAAACCUAUUUUAUGUUGUUUGGUUUCUUUUUUCGUUUACUGUUUAAUAUACAUGUACUCAUGCGCGAACUAAAUUGGUUUAAUUUCGUCUGUUAUGCAAAUUGAUUGAAGUUGAUAGAAAAGAUUAUGUUAGCCACAGCUGCCGUGGUGGAUUAUCGAUUGUGAAUACUAUACGGAUUGUAAUGGAUGCGAAUUAAGAAAAUGUGGAGAGAAAAAACCUACAUGCGAAAUAAAAUCAUAUACAUGUACUCUUCAAAUUCUUUAUACUGCAUGAUAAUGAUGUAAUAAACAUGACACGUUAUCUUUCAACGAGGA